AUGGUUCCCAUCUCUUUCGUGUUAGUGGGUUUCUGUUGAGACAGCAAGAUCCUCAUUGUAGCUUGGUGCCCUCUUCUUUUUUAGGUAAAGUACUCGAGGGAACCGGGCAAUCCGACCAAAUGUAAGUCUGGAAGGGAUCUGAUCCCUAACCUUCUUCCUAUCUUGUAUCUUUGAUGGAGCUGGAUUUUGGAGAGUUUUUAUUAGAAGUGGACGCAUGAGCAUCCCUUUGAAUUCCACGUCGUUUUAUUACUGUUUUAAUGUUUAUUUUGCAUUAGCUGCGAAUUUUGCGCUUAUUCGGUGUUUACGAGUAGCGCAACCGAUUAACCUCAUUCUACUAAGUGUUUAUGGCUUCUAUCGUUGUGUUUCGACCCGACUGAUGCUCUUUUGUUACCGUCUCUUUGAUUAUGUGACAGCUGCCAAGGCCAUGGGGCGGGACCUAAGGGUUCAUUUCAAGGUGCGUGGACGUUAUGUUCUCUACUAAUUUAGAUUGUUUUGAAGAAUCCCUACAUUAAUUUAAUGCUCUCCUUUAUUUUGAAUCACCUUGCUACCUUGUUAUAUCUGGUGGGAUAUUUAGACCUGACAACGUUGCUGGCAAUUCCAUGGCCACAAAGUACUAUUUCGUGCGCACUUCAUUGAAUAUUUUGCAGUCUCUGCCAUCCGCUGAUCUUGGCGUUAGUUUUUUUCUCAGGUGGAUGGCCGUGUUUCUUUCUUUUAGUUGUAUAUUAGUAAAUUCCUGUUUAUAAUCAGCGAGUAAAUUUCUUUGAAGCUCUUAUUCACUCUGUACAAUGAUAUGCGGGUCGUGACGCCAUUUUUUAGUGCUCUUCUUAAUUUCUCAUAAACAUCCGAAUAUUGUAAUGCCUACAUAAUCGCUCCGAGCAUUUUCGCUGGAUCUCUUUCUACGGGGCUUUAUCAGAGAAUAUCAUUGAUGUUGACAAAGAUUUGUGAAUAACACCAGCCAGACCUAUUGCUUUUUUUUAUAUCCGAUAAUACUCCAUUAAUCAUGGAUUGAUCUUAUGUUUGUUUUUUUCUUUUAGAUGCUUAUUUUAGGAGUGAGAAAAACAAGAGGCCUUUUAAUCCUGAACAGGCCCUCACCUAAUUUCCUUGGAGAUAAAUGAUAUUCCAAUUGGAUGAACAUAUGGAGGUUCUGUGGCUGACACGAUAACUUGUACUAAAAUUUAGCUCAACGAGCCGUCUGAUGUGUCUGAUCAUUAUAUGAUGACGGAUUAUUAAUUAAUUAAUUAUAAUUAGCUGAUGUUCAUUCAUGAUGCUGAUUUACUUUGUGGCUUUGAUCUCAUUAUCCAAGAUCUCUCUCUAUUCUUGCAGAACACGAGGGAGACCGCCCAUGCAAUCCGUAAAUUGCAACUGGCCAAGGCUAGGCGAUAUCUCGAGGACGUCAUUGACCAUAAGCAAGCAAUCCCCUUCACGAGGUUUUGCAGGGGUGUGGGCCGCACUGCGCAGGCCAAGAACCGCCAUCCGAAUGGGCAAGGCCGAUGGCCAGCAAAGUCUGCAAAGUUCAUUCUCGACCUGCUAAAGAAUGCUGAAAGCAACGCAGAUGUAAUCUCAAUCGAUUCUUCUCCACGCUUAGAUGCCUAUUUCUGGUUAUCUUUGCUAAUAGAGGGCUGGUCAUAAAUUCCAUCUUCCAGGUGAAGGGCCUGGAUGUGGACACUCUCUAUAUAUCGCAUAUCCAGGUUAAUCAGGCCCAGAAGCAGAGACGCCGCACUUACCGGGCUCAUGGGCGAAUCAACCGUGAGUGAAGAUCACCUUCUGGGACCUUGAACCCAAGGUUAUAUAUGCUCGUUUUUUAAUCAAUCAUCCCCAUUUCCUCAGCUUACAUGUCGUCACCAUGCCACAUCGAGCUGGUCUUGUCCGAGAAGGAAGAGCCUGUGAAGAAAGAGGUAAUCUCCUCCAUUAGUGUCGUUUAUAUGGGAUCCAACUUUGGUGUUCAUGUGGUGGACUCCUCUUUUCUCCCUAAGAACCCUCAACUCUGAAACCUUUCUCUCUCUGUUCCAGCCUGAAACGCAGCUGGCCACCAGGAAAUCAAAGAAACCCCAGGCGUUGCACAGUGGUGCCUCUUCUUGA
Molecule: messenger RNA, 2079 nt
Organism: Spirodela intermedia
Lineage: Eukaryota; Viridiplantae; Streptophyta; Magnoliopsida; Alismatales; Araceae
Source: the annotation of a GenBank genome assembly